Lacerta agilis (Sand lizard) is the source of this 3128-nucleotide messenger RNA. It is a transcript of the gene SLC6A16, whose product is annotated as solute carrier family 6 member 16. Lineage: Eukaryota; Metazoa; Chordata; Lepidosauria; Squamata; Lacertidae. Gene Ontology annotation, cellular component: membrane. Bases 954 to 2945 code for a protein of 663 amino acids. Gene Ontology annotation, biological process: sodium ion transmembrane transport. The record is from RefSeq and is a predicted model, not a curated record. The transcript is spliced from 13 exons.
CGGAAGGCUUUUUUGCCCGCCUCUGGACGCGGGGGAGCUUGGCUGAUGCAACGUGGCCACGCUUGCAAGGCUCCGGGCUCCCUCGCCUGUUCUCCGGGUGUCACGACGGAGCGGACGCGUCUGGGUCGCACCCGAGGUGCUGAUUGCUACACCGUGGAGAUAUAAUUUGUGAACUUAAGAAGCCAAGGACUGAGAGGACAGAAAAUGAGAGUGGGCAUGCUGCUGUAAACGGUUUUUUGCCUGUUGCAUGCUUAAGAUGAGCACAUAAGAAACCUCCGCUGCAUGCUUGAAUCCUUUUUUGCUUUGGAGAGGAGUCGGCAAGCGUGUGUGCCUUUUGUGUGCAUCUCGUAGCAUAUACAAUUCACGGAGCCUAAAGGACACUGUCUCCUCCACUUUCACAUGUGUGAAUCUUUGUGUGCCUAUAGCGUCCAAACUCUAUUAAUUUGGCUGUGAUUGAGGGUAGGCACAGACAACGCAAGGGCAAAGUGAGAACCCCUCUUUGUAUGAGUGGGUUGUCCGUAUGUGCGUGCAUGAACUGAUCGAGUGAUGUGUGUGAGCUUAGUUCGUGUUUCAGUGCAUCAAUCCUUGUAUUACACCAUAGAGAAUUUUGUAGGCAUAUGCACCUGCGACUGCACAACAGUGUGAGGGCCGAAGUUCUGUGUGCUAAGGGUAAUUGACACACACAAAUGCCCACAUCUGUGGGAGUGUGAGAGAGAUUUGCUAAUGUGCAAGGAGUGUAUACACUUUUAGCAGUUCACUUUCCGUUUCCCUGGUCCCAUGGUACACGUGAGCCUGUGCUAGUUGCAGGAGAAGAGUCUUUUUUGGGGGUGCGACAUCUGUGUCGCACACAUAAGUGUGCACAGACAAGUGUGAAGGCGUGUGAUUGUGCAAGGGCCCUAGGAUCUAGCUGCGUGCACAAUUUGUGUGUGUGUGUGUGUCACAUCCCUCCACCGAUGGAGAAAUCCAAAGCGGACUUCGAAUGUGCAACAAACGCCGAAGGCGAAUUCAAUCAAGAUCUGCUCACAGAUGAACCGGAUCCCCGACCGGCCUGGGGGUCCAAAGUUCAGUAUAUCCUGGCCCAGGUUGGCUUUUCGGUUGGGCUUGGCAACGUCUGGCGAUUCCCCUACCUUUGCCAUAAAAAUGGAGGAGGUGCUUUCCUGCUGCUAUACCUGCUGCUUCUCUUCAUCAUUGGGAUCCCCUUGUUUUUCUUGGAGCUGGCGGCUGGGCAGAUUAUCCGGCAGGGUAGCAUCGGGGUCUGGAAGUACAUCAGCCCCCGCCUGGUGGGCAUUGGCUUCGCCAGCUGCGUGGUUUGUUCCUUUGUUGCCCUGUAUUAUAAUGUCAUCAUUGCAUGGAGUCUUUUCUACCUGGCUAACUCCUUCCAGUUACCCCUGCCUUGGACUGAUUGCCCAGCAGCAACCAAUCAAACUGCCCCAGAAACAGAGUGUGGCCAAAGUUCUCCCACCAUCUACUUCUGGUACCGCGAGACCUUGGAUGUGACCAACUCCCUUGACGAGAGCGGAGGCCUUGACCCGGCUCUUACUGGCUGCCUCUUUGCCGCUUGGGCUCUUGUGUGCCUGGCAAUGAUCAAAGGCAUCAAGUCCUCUGGCAAGGUUCUGUAUUUCAGCUCUCUUUUCCCCUACGUGGUCCUCUUGUGCUUCCUCGUACGGGCGCUGCUGCUGGACGGCGCGGUUGACGGGAUCAGAAUCAUGUUCACGCCCAAUCUGUCCAUCUGGGGAGACAUGCAGGUCUGGCGCCAGGCAGCCACCCAGGUGUUCUUUGCCCUGGGACUGGGCUUUGGGACCAUCAUUGCCUACUCCAGCUAUAACCCACGCCACAACAACUGCCACAUCGACGGGCUGCUGGUGUCUGGGAUCAACUUCCUUACUUCAGUGCUGGCCACGCUUGUAGUGUUUGCCGUGCUGGGCUUCCGUGCCAACAUGAUCACACGGGACUGUGUGGAGAGGAAUACAAAAACCUUGUCUCUUCUAGCAUCAAACGGCUCCCUCCCUGCUGCGCUGCCCCACCUUGGAAAUUUCUCUGACCUCUCGGCCGCUGAGUACAGCGCUUGGUAUCAGGGUCUUCAGAACGACAUAGCAGAGUGGCUGCAGAUGUGGAACAUCAGUGACUGCCGCGCAGAGGAUGAGAUGAACAAGAAUGUGGAAGGCACAGGACUGGCUUUCAUCACCUUCACGGAGGCCAUGACCCUCUUUCCGACUGCCCCAUUCUGGUCGGUGCUGUUCUUUUUCAUGCUGCUGAACUUGGGGCUGAGCACCAUGCUGGGGAACAUGCAAGGGAUCAUCACUCCAUUGCUGGACAACUUCCACAGCCUCCAGCGCCGGCGGACCCUCUUCACAGUGCUCUGUUGUAUUGUUGGAUUCCUGCUGGGCCUGGUUUUUGUGCAACGGUCAGGCAGCUAUUUUGUGUCCAUGUUUGACGACUACUCGGCUACCCUGCCCCUGCUUAUUGUUGUGGCUUUUGAAGCUUUUGCCGUGGCCUGGAUCUACGGAGCAGACAGGUUUUUAAGUGACAUAGAAGACAUGCUGGGCUGGAGGCCUUGGAGGAUCUACAGCUACAUGUGGCGCUUUGUCAGCCUGGGAGCGAUGCUGUGCCUGCUGCUAGCGAGUCUGUUGCACAUGGCUAUGAAGUGGCCCACCUACCAGGCCUGGAACAGAGAAAAGGCAGAGGAGCAGAUGCUGGAAUACCCUCCCUGGGCCCUGGGCCUCCUCGUAGGCCUCAUCGUUAUGGCUGCUCUCCCCAUCCCAGCGAUGUUUCUCCGGCAGCUUUGGAUGGAUUGGUUUGCCCAGCGUAGUAGCCGUUCUGGCAUGGUGAUAGCGCCUGUACCCACAGAGGAUGACGAUGAGGUGGCAGAAAGAGAGAGCCCUGCUGAUACUGAGCACCAAGGCAACGGGUACUUGCUUGUCCAGGCAGAAGAUGGGCAAGACUGACGGGAGGCACUUCCAGCUGGAAUGUACCAGCUGGAGGACAUCUGACCUGCUCCGGCUCCUAGAUCCUCCUGACCAUUGGCUGUAUUUUCCAGCCUCUGAUAGCGGCGACCAUGUUUGUUUAGACACCCACCCACACCCCCAGUGUGCUGUUUAUGGCUUACAAGGCUGCUGCAGCUUUGAAGG